GGGUUUGCCGUUUGUAAAUAUAUUUUCAAAUGAAAAAUAAGUGUUUAAUUUUCUCCUUUAUCUGCAACGGCCAAGGGCCACCCACUUAACUAUAAAUACCAGUACGGAAAUUUUUCAUUUAGCAAUUCAGAGUCUUCAAGUGAAAGCGACCUAGCUGAAAUUUUAGCAAUAUGACUGUUGGUCAUCCUGGUUCAAUUUCGGAAGUAUUGAGGAAAGUCUUCGCACUUUUUUUAGCUGCGAACGUUACUGCGCCAUUUACCUGCCCCAAUGAUGGCAGCACCUUCUACCAUGCUGAUGUCUCUACUGGCUGCAGAGUAUAUCAUCUGUGCCAGUCUUCUGAACUUCAGACAUUUACGUGCCCUGAUGGAAAAGCUUUCAACUACAAUAUAUCUGGUUGCGAAGAUGCAUCUACGUUUCACUGCGCAGAAAAUGUAGAACACCAUAUCCACAAACGUUCCGUUGAAUUAGUUCAUACCAUUUCUCUAGAAGCUGCAAAGAAUUCUUUCUUAAAUUUGAUAAAGUCUGUUCAACCAUUAGUAAAUCAAGCCAUUAAGAAUGCUGCUCCAACAGUUUAUGAUAAGAUUCAGUCAUAUUACAUGCCCACACUUCAAGCCAUAAGAGAUGAUGUUUUACCAAUUGUUAGAGAAAAGCUUCUACCUCAUGUUAAAAAAACUUUAAACUAUUCUAGCAAAUUAAGCACUAGACUGUUGGAGAAAGCUUACCGAUCUUAUGAAUUGUCAAAUUCCACACACAUCAACAUUGUAUCAUUCUCCGAUGUAGUCCGUGAUCUUUCUAAUGACAUUCAACCUGUGCUGAAACUUAGCAAAUACAUGUCAGAAAGAUUGUUUCAGAACAAAAGACUUAAACGCAGCAUUGACGAAGAAGUCCAUACCAUUUCCCUUGAAGCUGUAAAGAAUUCAUUCUUAAAUUUUGCUAAAUCUGUUCGACCAUUAGUGAGAGAAGCCAUUAAAGAUGCUGCUCCGACGGUUUAUGAUAAGCUUCAGUCUUAUUAUAUGCCCACAAUCCGAGCCAUAAGAGAUGAUGUUUUACCGAUAGUUAAAGAAACGCUUGUUCCCCAUUUUGAUAAAACUUUCAACUACGCUAAAAAAUUAAGCACCAGACUAAUCAAGAAGGCUUACCGGUCUUAUGAACUCUCUAACUCUACUCAUAUCAAUAUUGUAUCAUUUUCUGAUAUAGCACGUGAUGUUUCCAACGACCUUCAACCGAUACUGAAACUUGGCAAAUAUAUGUCAGAGAGAUUAUUCCAGAGCAAACGAUUUAGGCGCAGCAUUGAUAAUGAAGAGGAAAUGGGAUUUAUUAGGGAGAAGAGGCAGAUUCCUGAAUCAUUGUCUGGUUACAUAGAACCUCUCUUUAGGAGUAUUUUAACCGGUAUUAAGGAUAUAUUUAUGGGAACCCAGAAUACUUUCACGAGUAAGAUAAUCCUUCCAAUCGUCUUCGACAUGGCUGAAAAUCCUGAGACUGUGUUUGAUCUAAGAAGGCUAUUCUGGUCUAUUAAAGCUGCAGUUGCACCUCUUGUUUCAGAGAUUCUGAGUCUACAAGAUUUUAAUACUCCGGAAGGAACCGUAAUUCGAAUUCCUCAGGCUUCAAUAGAUGCUGCUAGAAAUAGACUAAUCACCGAAACAAAGCCAAUUGUACGCAGAAUCGCUGAAAGGCAUCUUCGUAAGAUUCUCCUGACAGCAGCUGAUAAUGUUCCACUCAUUAUGGAAACCCUUCACCGAUUACAGAUUUCUUAUGACCUCAGAGAUGGAGAAUUAGGUAAGAGUAUUUUGGAUUUCAUCACCAAGCAUGGGUCAUUGCUGAGAACCUCUAGUUCAGCGUAUGUGAAUAGUUAUACUUUAGCAGAAAUUAAGAAGGAUUUAUGGCCCAUCAAAGUAAAUCUCUUCAAUAUGCUCGUUGACUAUCAUACACGUACCCCUAAUUCUUGGUUUGGAAAUCUUUUCAAUACAAGCCUUCAGUCACCCAUUCCUUCAGCUGGAAGCAGGGUGUCAUACGCAAAACCUGCUCAGAGCACGUAUAAGCGACCAUUUCAGUCUUUUAGACGCAAUAUAGUUUCUUAGUUGAAACAGUCGGAUUAAAUGUGAAAACAUUUGAAUCACUUUGAUGUAACAACAGACUUUUAAAUUGAGUGAUGUAUCUCAAAUGUUUGUGAAUAAUAAAAUUCAAUGGAAUAACUA
Messenger RNA from Stegodyphus dumicola, 2195 nucleotides. RefSeq lists its product as uncharacterized. Gene Ontology annotation, molecular function: chitin binding. Lineage: Eukaryota; Metazoa; Arthropoda; Arachnida; Araneae; Eresidae. The record is from RefSeq and is a predicted model, not a curated record. Gene Ontology annotation, cellular component: extracellular region.